Penaeus vannamei (Pacific white shrimp) is the source of this 730-nucleotide messenger RNA. RefSeq lists its product as uncharacterized. Lineage: Eukaryota; Metazoa; Arthropoda; Malacostraca; Decapoda; Penaeidae. The record is from RefSeq and is a predicted model, not a curated record.
GUCGGAAAGACAGUAUAUAAAGCCCAAGUCCUGAGCUCGAUCAGGCUGAGAGAGACUUGAACACCGAUCCCAAAAUGAAGUUUCUGUUCUUACUUCUGGUUGUCCUGGUGGCGCUGUCGGCCGUGCUUCCGAACGCCGACGCCGCUCCCUUUAAGAAGUUCAAGAAAUUCGGGAAGUUCGGAGGCGGCGGCGGCUUCGGCGGCGGCUUCGGCGGCGGCUUCGUCCAACCCGUGGUAGUCCACACCCCGGUGUUCGUCCGUCCCACCUACGGCUCUGGCUACGGCCUCGGAGGUUUUGGUCGAGGUUUGGUGCGGUCAUGGCGGCUUCGGAGGAGGAUUUGGUGGCGGUCAUGGCGGCUUCGGAGGCGGUCAUGGCGGCUUCGGAGGCGGCUACGGCUGGUGAGGCCAGAGGUGACAGAGCUUCUGCCGGAGGAAUUGCCUCGAUCUCGGCGGAGAUUUCCUUCAGCUGCUUGGUGCUCUCUCCCUCAAGUCAAUUUGAUGUCAACUUCAUUUCGAAAGGAAAUGGAAAGUAAAUUCCAAAGCAGAUAUAAGUAUACAAAUAAACACAAUUUUCUUUUUCUUUUUUAUAUUAUUCCUUCAGCAAUAUUGUAUUGCAGACAACACUAAUGAUAACGAUAAACACCAGCUCUAAUGAAAACAAUGAGGAUUAUGUUGAUAAGAUUUACAAUGAUUACUGGAAUGUUAAUAAAAAAUAAAUAAAUAGCAGUGAA